AUGGAGUGGUCAACACCAUACUCGCCGCUGCAGCUGCAGCCAGUUGAGAUGUUGCAGAAGACACACGACCUCUCCUUCCUCGGGCGACGGACCACCGCGCCCAGGCCUCUGUCAGAAGCCACCGAGAUCUUUGACACUGACAACGAGGACAACGACUCCGAUUCACUUCCCCGUCCCUGGGACUCACAAGAUGACGACAGUGAAUCGACUCUGUCAUCCAGCCGCGAUGACCUCCCAACACCGCCUCACAGUGGUGGCCUUGGCGGCUUCGAGUUCCAUUUCGAUGAUCGAGCAGUUUUGGGCCCCCAAGGGCCUCACUUGUUCAGAGGCACGCCCGAGAUUCUGACGAAUCCCGACGACGAUAUCUUCCUCAACUUGUCCCCAGUGGCCGAGCCAAAGACCCCAGCCAGACCCAUCAACGCCCUCAACACCGCUGUCGCAGAACUCGACGAGUCCCAGGUACGACAUUGGACUCCUCAACAAGUUGCCGACUGGAUGGCUGAGGCAGGCUUCGAGCAGGCUGUCGUGGAAAAGUUUGUCAAUCACGACAUCUCCGGCAGUGUCUUGAUUGACCUUCAAUUCGAGGAUCUCAAGGAACUCGACAUCAGCUCCUUUGGAAAGCGCCACAGAGUCAUGAGCUCCAUCCACCAACUACGAAACAGCAGCAUGAUCUCCCUGGAGACCCCUCUCUCAAGGACUCCUUCGAGAAACACCAGAAGUCCCAGAGCCGUGCAACGAGCUGCUCGCCCGGAAGAAUGCCAAGUCGUUGUCGACCGAUCUCGCUCGCGAAGACGAGCUCGCCAGCCUGACGUCGUCACCCCUGCAGAGUCCGUCUCCAUUGUUGGGAUCGAGCAGGUACUCCCCAAAGAGCACAAGUGCUCCAAGGGCGAAGACUGCCCCAAGUGGCAGAAGCAACAACGGAGGAUCCUUCGCAUGCAGCGCGCGUGGGAGGCUGACGCCCGCCGGCCUGUGUCUGAGGCCCGAUCCGAAGCCUUGCCGUCGGUCGUUGGAUCAUCAGACGUCCUUGGACCCUCUUCUGUGAAGAUCACCGCCGAGACCCUGAGCGGCGUCCAACCCCGCGACCCCCAGGAGAGCGUCCGACAGUUCCUUAACUUCCAACAUCUCCACGGCCCAUCGCACUCGAGUAACCCUUCGCCCCCUCCUGCCUCUUCCGCAUCAUUUGCCGUCAAGUCCGCUCACCUGGCCGAGCACCUUCGUGGGCUCCCUAAGCUCACGAUCCCGGUGGGACAAACUCAGGACGAAAUCCCCUCGAGGACUCCCAUCUCCGCCCUCCAACAACCCACCCAGAUCCAGGCUCAACUCAAGGCUCAGCUUUACCGCGAUCCAUAUCACUAUGGCGGCGUUGCAUCUCCAGCUGACAUCUACCGCAUCGACACUCCCAUGUCGGCCACUGAUAUUCCUGUCACCGCCAUGGCUGCAGAUCCUUGCCAACGUGAUGUCUCUCAAUCUGUCCCUCCUGAGAUGCGAUACGGCGCCGCUGCAGUGACAAUCAGCCCACCAGAGCCUAUCGAGCGCUGCGUAUCGACCCAGCCUACCCCUCCUCGGCGCCACAUCCGUCAGCAGUCUUUCACACCCUCUGUGGCUCCCGUCAAGGAGAACGAGACACACGUCCCUCGUCCUGCCGCCCGAAGGACUGAAAUUGAACUUGCCAACCACCAAGGCUGGAUGCGGAAGCGCAAGACCACCCGCAUGCUCCGACACGAGUGGCAGGACAACUACUGCACACUGGUUGGCAACAAGCUUACGAUGCACGACACUCACUACGCCAAUGCCAAUGCUCUAGAGGACAUUGACGUGGAUGAGUACACACUGCACGCCUACGCACAGGCCUCGAGUUCGAAGCUCAGCGCUGCCUUCAAGAAGAGUCUCCUUGGUCAAGGCAAGACUCCGGCCGGCGACCAAACAUUCGCCUUCUCCUUGAUCCCUGACAACGAAAAGGCAACCAAGUCGAUCUUCGACAAAGCUGGCAAGUCUCACCACUUUGCUGUCGACAGUUCCAAAGAACGCAUCGAGUGGAUGAGAAAGCUGAUGCUGGCCAAGGCUAUGAAGAGGAACGACACCUGCCGGAUCUGA
Messenger RNA from Fonsecaea multimorphosa CBS 102226, 2094 nucleotides. RefSeq lists its product as uncharacterized. Lineage: Eukaryota; Fungi; Ascomycota; Eurotiomycetes; Chaetothyriales; Herpotrichiellaceae. The transcript has a single exon. Gene Ontology annotation, molecular function: protein binding. The record is from RefSeq and is a predicted model, not a curated record. Bases 1 to 2094 code for a protein of 697 amino acids.